Messenger RNA from Ictalurus punctatus (channel catfish), 1550 nucleotides. RefSeq names its product caspase-6. Gene Ontology annotation, biological process: apoptotic process; proteolysis. The transcript is spliced from 7 exons. The coding region runs from base 62 to 850 and encodes 262 amino acids. The record is from RefSeq and is a predicted model, not a curated record. Gene Ontology annotation, cellular component: cytoplasm. NCBI's taxonomy places the organism in Eukaryota, Metazoa, Chordata, Actinopteri, Siluriformes, Ictaluridae.
CAGGAACUCCACCCCAUAGUUCAUUUGUUUAGUGACAGGCUUCGGUACCUGAAGAGAGAAAAUGUCUGGGACAGGUGCGCAAAGUAAAAGUAAAACUGAUUCACCAAUGGAGUACAAGAUGGACCACAAGAGGCGAGGCAUGGCACUCAUCUUCAACCAUGAAAAUUUUCACGGUUUAAAGGAACGCCGCGGCACAAAUAAAGACAGAGACAAGCUCACAGAAAGAUUUCAAGGCUUAGGGUUUGAAGUGAAUUGUCACAAUGACAAAAGUAAGGCAGAGGUGCUAAAGGAAAUACGCAAAGCUGCCGCAGCCAACCACGCAGAUGCUGACUGCUUCGUCUGCAUUUUCCUAACUCAUGGGGAAGAAGGGAAAAUUAAUGCCUAUGAUGAUAAGAUUAAGAUUAAGGAAAUAACAGAUUACUUCAGAGGAGAUCAGUGCAAUAGCCUUGUAGGGAAGCCCAAGAUCUUCAUCUUCCAGGCGUGUGCUGGUGACAAAUAUGAAGAUGCUGUGACCGGCAUGAUGGCAGGGGACAGUGAUGAUGAGGAAGAGGUGGAGGAAGCAGCUAACAUCUACACCAUCCCAGCAGGGGCAGACUUCCUCAUGUGUUACUCUGUAGCAGAGGGAUUCUAUUCAUUCCGUGAUAUAAAUUCUGGAUCAUUCUACAUUCAGGAUUUGUGUGAAACGGUGCAACAGUAUGGCUCAACUAUGGAGUUCACCGAGCUACUAACACUGGUCAACCUGAAGGUUUCCCGACGUACUGCAAGUGGUCAGAAUUUUAAGAAUAAAAAACAAAUGCCCUGCUUCACCUCCAUGCUGACUAAAAAAGUCUACUUUGGGUCCAAGAAAUAGUAAAGCACCCACACAGUACAUUACUUUUCACCAUUACUCACUUAAUGAUAAAUAAACAUUAUUGGUCUUAUUAGUGUUUUUUCCCCUAACAUUUUACAAGGAAGAUAUCAAAAUUAUAUAUAUAUAUAUAUAUAUAUAUAUAUAUAUAUAUAUAUAUAUAUAUAUAUAUAUAUAUAUAUAUAUAUAUAUAUAUAUAUAUAUAUAUAUAUAUAUAUAUAUAUAUAUAUAUAUAUAUAUAUAUAUAUAUUAUUUAUGAUAUAUCUAAUUCUGACAACACUUAAGAGAAUUACAAUAUUGACCCACUAAAUCAGUUACAGCUACUUUUAUAGAAAAUUAGAUUUGAGAAUUCAACAGCGUUGACUGGUAUAAAAAGCUAAUAAUGCACUGUGAUUAAGAUAGACAUUAUCCUUAGUAAUCUAAUUACAUCUGACUACUGCAAACCUGUAUAUUUAAACAUUUUUUUUAAACUUUCAUUAUUUUCUAAUUAUAGACAAUUAAUUGUAAUCAUUAAUGAAUGUUGUUCAACAUGUUCAGGAUUAGAUCUGUCAAUCCUAUGUUCAUAGAUUUUGCAAAGCAAGUAAUUGCUUUCAUUUUCUCUUGUACUGUAAUAAAGUUUCUUAGGGUUUGUUUUACACAUUUAUACGAUUUGCUGGUGAAUCAAAGAUUAAAGUCUUUUGACAUCCAGAGUAAAAAAAGAGAA